AUGGCGAAUUUAAUAAAGGCCACAAUUAAAUCAGCUUUGCUUAUACAAGCUUGGUAUCGGCGGUAUAAAGCGCGUUUGGAAAUGAAAAAGCGUUGUACUUGGAAUAUAUUUCAAAAUCUUGAGUAUGCUAAAGAAAAUGAUCAAAUUGAACUUUUUAAUUUUUUUGUGGCUCUUUUAAAACACUAUCAACAUGGAUCCCCAAGCAUUAGAUCGACUUCUAUUCUAACAAAAUCGUCCUUAAUUGAUGAAAGUGAAGAUCAAAAUGUAAAACUAAGUGAAGAUCCCAAUUACGUUGGUCCACAACUAAAAUUUCCAUUAAUCGCUAAGGAUGUAAAUAAUCUUAUAGAUUUAUUUAGAAAAAAAAAGAACAAUCAAUUAGAUGCAAAAAAUGUAAAUCGUCUUCUCACUGAAGCUAUUUCGAGACUAAAAAGGCUUCCCAAUAUUAAUCAGGCUUCCACAGUGUUAUCAAAGCAGAUUACUAUUGUUGGCGAUCUUCAUGGCAAACUGGAUGAUUUGCUGGUUAUAUUAUAUAAAAAUGGGUUACCAUGUGCAGAAAAUCCUUAUGUAUUUAAUGGAGACUUCGUUGAUCGAGGCAAAAAAAGUAUGGAAGUCUUUCUAUUAUUAAUAGCAUUUUUCUUAGCAUUUCCAGGAGGUGUUUAUUUGAAUCGCGGCAAUCAUGAAGAUUCCGUAAUGAAUGGACGGUACGGUUUUACAAAAGAAGUGGUCUUAAAAUAUGGGAAUAAUGCGGAGGCUCUAUUGAAGACAAUUGAUGAAGUUUACAGUUGGCUGCCUUUAGGAACCAUAAUAAAUAAUGCAAUUUUUGUCGUACAUGGUGGAAUAUCAGAUAAAACAAAUUUAAAUACUAUUAAAAGUCUUAAUCGCGAAAAGUGGUAUCGUAACAUAUAUUAG
This is a messenger RNA of Teleopsis dalmanni, 909 nucleotides long. RefSeq names its product serine/threonine-protein phosphatase rdgC-like. Gene Ontology annotation, molecular function: protein serine/threonine phosphatase activity; protein binding. The transcript is spliced from 8 exons. The coding region runs from base 1 to 909 and encodes 302 amino acids. Lineage: Eukaryota; Metazoa; Arthropoda; Insecta; Diptera; Diopsidae. Gene Ontology annotation, cellular component: nucleus; cytosol. The record is from RefSeq and is a predicted model, not a curated record.